AUGGAAAGCAGAGAGGAGAUGGUGAUGCUGCCGGAGGGAAGCCAGCUUGGCAAGAGCGCCUCUAAUUUGACGGAAGCCAUCGGGAGCCCCGCGCGAGAACCGCAGGGGAAGCCGGGCCACAGGAGCUGUCUGAGCCCCGGCGCUGCGCCCUUCUCCCGGGACAGGACGGAGGUGGUGAUGGAGGAGAGCGCAAGGAGGAAUAUGUGCGCCGAUAUGAGGCCAGUCGGCACGUCUUCCUCCGGAGAGCGGCACCGGAUUGAUCAUCACCACAAAGACGGCAGCAGCUCAGACACCGAGUCGGACUUCUACGAGGAAAUUGAUGUCAGCUGCACGCCUGAAAGCAUGGACUACCCCUCAGCUAAAGGUCGAAAUGUGGAUUCUCCUGGCCAUCAUCCAAAUGAGACCGGUUCUGACCCGGGAACGAAUGUCCCGGGUCAGGGCUCUCUGUCCUACUCCGCGGAUCAGAUUCGCCGGUACCGGACCGCGUUCACCCGGGAGCAGAUCGCACGGCUGGAGAAGGAGUUUUACCGGGAGAACUACGUGUCCAGGCCGCGGAGAUGCGAGCUGGCGGCCGCCUUAAAUCUACCUGAGACCACAAUCAAGGUGUGGUUUCAGAACCGCAGGAUGAAAGACAAGCGCCAGCGCCUGGCCAUGACGUGGCCUCACCCCGCCGACCCGGCCUUCUACACCUACAUGAUGAGCCACGCGGCCGCCACGGGCAACCUGCCCUACCCCUUCCCGUCACACCUGCCGCUGCCUUACUACUCCCACCUGGGUGUCGGAGCCGGCUCGGCUCCGGCCGCCAGCGCUUUCCCCAAUCCCCUGCGCUCCCUCGACAGCUUCCGGAUGCUGUCUCACCCCUACCAGAGGCCGGAGCUGCUGUGCGCCUUCAGACACCCCUCCCUGUACCCGGGUCCGACCCACGGCCUCGGCCCAGGAGGAAGCCCCUGCUCCUGCUUGGCCUGUCACUCCAGUCAAUCCAACGGGAUCUCCACCAGGCCCUCCGCCUCGGACUUCGCUUGCUCCCCAACCAGCAGGACUGACGCUUUUGUCACUUUCACGCCUUCAGUUCUCAGCAAAUCCUCAUCUGUGACUUUAGACCAGAGGGAAGAAGUGCCUCUGACCAGAUAAAACCAAAACAACUCUCCCUCUACAUCAGCCUUUAACUAAGCGUUUUAACACAUUAUAUGAUCAGGACUGAAGCAGCAUGAAGAGGUAGCCUGUGAGCAGUGAAAGACAGCUUAAAAACUUGGGCCAAGAUAAUUAGUCAGAUCUUCAGCUAUGUGACGCACAACGGAUCUCCCAUUACUGCAAAAAUAAUAAUCCCACAGCAGAGCCAGGACAGUGGGCUGAAAUAUGGCGGCAUGGACACGAAAGCUGAUUUGAUUUUUAGAGGAAUAAUUUGUUGUGUGAGAGUGAGAGAGGAGGGGAAACGUUUAAACAUCCCGUGAUGGAUGGCGCAAAGGUUUUUCACCGUUACUUGUCGCGUCUUUACGCGUCCAAAUGGACCUCCAUGUAUUGUUAGUUACGCGAGAAUGAUGCUUUCCAUCUCUCUUUUUUAACAAGGGGAUUUGUUAACAGACUGCGGGGCCGUCCUCAUUAUAAAGCAGCUCUCCACACGCGGGGCCCUCCUCCUCCUCCACCUCCUCCUCCUCCUCCU
This is a messenger RNA of Acanthopagrus latus (yellowfin seabream), 1660 nucleotides long. RefSeq names its product even-skipped homeobox 1 (gene evx1). Gene Ontology annotation, biological process: regulation of transcription by RNA polymerase II. The record is from RefSeq and is a predicted model, not a curated record. Gene Ontology annotation, molecular function: RNA polymerase II cis-regulatory region sequence-specific DNA binding; DNA-binding transcription factor activity, RNA polymerase II-specific. Gene Ontology annotation, cellular component: nucleus. NCBI's taxonomy places the organism in Eukaryota, Metazoa, Chordata, Actinopteri, Spariformes, Sparidae. Bases 1 to 1131 code for a protein of 376 amino acids. The transcript is spliced from 3 exons.